UACCUGCUGACUCUAACUCCUAUAUACAUGCACGUAGCCCUACUGUGCUGCCCAAUAGACCUAUAGGAAUCUGCGGUGUUCAGCCUCGUAAUUCGCCCCGCGCUCUAUUAUGGUUGCGAAAUGCCUCGCCGGGAUGAUUACCGUAUCUACAACCGCUUUCUGAAGGACACUAUCCGGACAUCCACACUUCCCCAGCAAAGCGAUAACGCAUGGAGCAUAUCGUCCAUCAUCCGCAUAGUCGAUGGCAGAAGUUCACUUAUCGGCAAGAGAAAAGGCAUCGCCCCGAAGACGAUCUCAGGCUGUGUAAUCCGGGCCAGACAAGCAGCCAGGUAAUUGAGAGGUUCUUAUCACCCGAACGAGACAAGAUUCACCUAGAUCAGGUCGUUCCACGCCAACGGCAAAUAUUGAGAGACUUCUUGCGUGAAGUCAUUCCAGCAGCCUCGCGCAGAAUUUACCCCUACUUGCAAGACGUAGAGAGAUACAGCAGCGACGAUAGUAUCGCGCUUCUAGAUGAUCGGCAAAACCAUGAAGGAUGCGAAAAGAUCAGCGGAAAGCCCUGUAACGACUGCGUUAUCUUCUCGAGAUCAGUUUGCAUUCCUGAGCUCUGUGCAAGGUUGCAGGAAAAGAGAAGGACAUUUAAGGCUGAAAAGCGGAUAAUAUUCAUACCCAACCUCACGUCUGCAGCAGCUGUAUGUUUGGCAGCAACAGUCGCUGAGCGAUCAGCGGUCACUCUCCGGGACUUCUUACACAGAUAUCUUAAACGGGAGGUUGUAUUCAGCGCGACGACGACUUGGGGCUUCUUCUUCGAGUUUCAUAUACCCUACCAUGCAAUGCGUCGCGGACCACUUACGGUCACCGAAGAUCCAAGAUUGAUAGGUGACAAACGUCUCCGCAAGACAGAACCUCUACCACUUGGACAUCAUCCUAGCGACCAAGAAGAUCUCUAUUAUCAUGAGGCGCUGACGUCUUCUCUCUCAUGGGGUGCUGAUGAGUGGUUUUGGACGGAGCUAUGUCUGGUAGACACAUACUUUGGCUCCGAGGAAAAACACAAGUCCUACUUCACUGGGUGUCAGGAAGGAGAUGGACUUGACCCCCCGUGUGGUGGUCGCAUUCACAUGACCGCUCCGCGUUUUGACCCAAGAGAGUAUUUUCUUCUCAAGCUGAAGUUUCGGACUGAACAAGUAGUCACGGAGUACAGUACACUUAUUGAAACCUUCAACAAGAGAAUGGACGAAUACGCACAAACGAUUAGACGCGUAUUCGAAGACGACAACAAAAGAACAAAUACAAGAACAAUAAGCGACGUUAUCGAAACGACACAGCUGUCGCUCUUCACUAGCUACAUACCCGAAAGAUCGCUGUGGCCAAAUUAUAUCAACAGCAUCAUGCGAAACGUCGCAGAACUAGACCGACUGCGCAAGACACUUCUUACAAAGCGAGAUCGCUUCAAGUUCAAACUCGAUAGC
Messenger RNA from Alternaria rosae, 1466 nucleotides. RefSeq lists its product as uncharacterized. The record is from RefSeq and is a predicted model, not a curated record. NCBI's taxonomy places the organism in Eukaryota, Fungi, Ascomycota, Dothideomycetes, Pleosporales, Pleosporaceae. The annotation marks the transcript as partial. The transcript has 7 exons.